AGAGGUGCCAAUGAGCUUCUUGUUUUUCUUUUCCACCUCUUUUUUUGACAACAUUGUGCCCUAUCAAACAUUUCGACGGGGUAGUGCGAAGAGGGAUACCGAGUUGCCAGAAAGUGUCAUUCUGUUGCAUCCUACUGCUUGUAGCGCACGCGUUUGUUUUGAUUGGAGUGGGUGGUUUUGAUUUUCAGUUUUUUUGUAUUUUUAACAUGAAGUGUAUGGUUGUUGGGUGUGGGAGGACACGGCGGACUGAUCCCUUGCUCAGCUUUUACCGAUUCCCGAAGGAUCUGUGUAUCCGACGUGCAUGGAUCAGCUUUUGUGUGAACAGCACGGAUGAAGAACUUCACUUCAAUGUGAAAGGCAGUACCCGCGUUUGUGAGAUCCAUUUUGUCGACGGCAAUGCCAAAAACUAUACAACCGUACGAGGACCCAUUCCGGAUGAGCUUGGAGCAGAAAAUAAUGAGAACGUUGGAACACUAGUUUCCCGGUUGCGAGAGAAAGUGGUGAAAUUGGAACGGUAUUUUUUUAUAAUUAUUACUGUUUCCUGCUGA
This is a messenger RNA of Culex quinquefasciatus (southern house mosquito), 548 nucleotides long. RefSeq names its product THAP domain-containing protein 11-like. The record is from RefSeq and is a predicted model, not a curated record. NCBI's taxonomy places the organism in Eukaryota, Metazoa, Arthropoda, Insecta, Diptera, Culicidae. The transcript is spliced from 2 exons. The coding region runs from base 207 to 548 and encodes 113 amino acids.